Molecule: messenger RNA, 504 nt
Organism: Acaulospora morrowiae
Lineage: Eukaryota; Fungi; Glomeromycota; Glomeromycetes; Diversisporales; Acaulosporaceae
Source: the annotation of a GenBank genome assembly
GUUGGUUGGUUCGGUAAGCUUUUCCGUAAGCUUUCUCUCUCAUCUUGUCUUCGUCGGUUGGUGGUACUUUCCGUUAUCGUCGUUGUCGUCGUCAACAGCAGUUGGAGUUGCAGUGUCAUCAUCAUCGCACGGAAUUGAAAUGCCAGUGUUGGGAUCAACAUCCUUACCAUGUGGGCUAGCAGGUCGUGAAACCGGUGAUACCGAUCACGAUGGAGAGACAUUCGAAGAUCUCGUGGUGAUUACGGUGAUAAUGGCGAAAGUCCGAAAUACAUUGAUCUUGGAGUGGUUGGAGAUGGUAUUGCGGAGUGGAUUGUUGGAUGUGGUUAAUCACAAACAAGUCAUAGGUAUCGGUGAAGAACCCACUCCGGCUACGACACAGAUUCGACGUGGAACCAGCCAAACUUGGCAUUAUCGAUCUCUGCGAGAGCUUGUCUUCCCAUGGUUAUGCCUCACGAUAAAGUGGAUGAUGAAUGAGGAUGAGGAUGGUUUAACUCUCGCUGAACG